This is a messenger RNA of Saccharomyces kudriavzevii IFO 1802, 459 nucleotides long. RefSeq names its product Tom22p (gene TOM22). The record is from RefSeq and is a predicted model, not a curated record. Lineage: Eukaryota; Fungi; Ascomycota; Saccharomycetes; Saccharomycetales; Saccharomycetaceae. Gene Ontology annotation, biological process: protein import into mitochondrial matrix. Gene Ontology annotation, cellular component: mitochondrial outer membrane; mitochondrial outer membrane translocase complex. The transcript has a single exon. The coding region runs from base 1 to 459 and encodes 152 amino acids.
AUGGUCGAACUAACUGAAAUCAAAGACGAUGUCGUUCAAGUAGACGAACCACAGUUUUCGGGAAAGGAAGCCAUAAUCGAGGAAAAGGCUUCCGCCCCAAACAAUGACGCUGCGGAUGAUGACGAUGAGUCUGACAGUGAUUUUGAAGAUGAAUUUGAUGAAAAUGAAACGUUAUUGGACAGAAUAGUUGCUCUGAAAGAUAUCGUUUCUCCAGGUAAGAGACAAACAAUUUCAGGUUUUUUCAGCUUCACUAGCUCCUUUGUGAAGAAUGCUUUCUCCAAGUCUGGAAACCUUGCUUGGACUCUGACUACUACUGCGUUGUUACUUGGCGUUCCAUUAUCAUUAUCUAUACUUGCUGAACAACAGCUAAUUGAAAUGGAAAAGACAUUUGACUUACAAGGUGAUGCUAAUAAUAUAUUGGCUCAAGGUGAAAAAGAUGCUCCAGCAACUGUCAAUUAA